GGGGGGUGCUCGUACAGCAGCGAUUCCAAAAAGAGCAAAAUUAUACGGGCAGUAGUUUUCUUUUUUGAAACGAAGGAUGGGUUAAUGAACAAUAAUAUCUCAGUUCUAUGCGUCUCUUGGCGCGAAGCGAUCGUCAAUUUUUUUAGCGGGGUGAAGUGGCAUUGGUUCAUAUUUACAUUCGGCAAGCUAUGAAUUAUACGACGUGAAGAAGAAGCCAUCCGAGGGUAGGUGCGAGAUCAUGUGAAAUUUGGGUUCUAAUCCUCGGCUAUUGAAUAUUUCACGCUCUCACCUCUACUCAAGCAGUUUGGGCAGUUCAAUGGAUAGAAUGAGCAGCAAUUCCUCAAAGGUGUCCCUCGAUUCUGCGGAGAAGAGGGACGGGAAUGGCAAGGACUCUUCUUCACACUCAUUCACUCCGCCACUUAGACGCCCUCUCGUAUGGAUUGACUUGGAAAUGACAGGUUUGGAUGUUGAAAAGGACAGAAUUUUGGAGAUUGCUUGUAUCAUUACUGAUGGAAAACUUUUUGAAAUGGUCGAGGGUCCAGAUCUAAUAAUAUAUCAACCUGAGGAAUAUUUGGCAAAUAUGGGUGAAUGGUGUCAGGAGCACCAUAAUGCAAGUGGACUUGUUGAAGAGGUCCGAAAAAGCAAAGUGACAGAAAAUGAAGCUGAGCAACAGGUUUUGGAAUUUGUUAAGAAGCACACAGGUCCUGUUCAGCCUCUUCUUGCUGGCAAUUCAGUCUAUAUGGAUUUCAUGUUCCUUAGGAAGUACAUGCCACUCUUGGCUGAUGCAUUUUCACAUGUGCUUGUUGAUGUUAGUAGUAUCAAGGCAUUAUGCUGUCGCUGGUAUCCAAAAGAUGCAGAAAGAGCUCCUGCUAAGAAGAAAUCACAUCGGGCCCGUGAAGAUAUCAAAGAAAGCAUAACUGAGCUCAAGUAUUUGAAGCAAACCAUUUUCAAGGCCUCGAAAAGAUGACUGAAACCAAAAUUCAUUUGGUAGUGAUAGAUCGGAAUAUCUUGCUAUGCCAAAAGUAGGCAUUAUGCCAUUCCUUGUGAUCUGUACUACUGGUUGACUUGUUAUUGGUGAAUGAGGGGUAUUAAGGUUUCUUAUAAUUAUUUCUGAUUAAAACCUGAUGUAACUCAGUUCUCAACAACAAUUGGUAUGUGCAUCGUGCCAUUUAAAAAGAAGUGACUUGGAUUGGGAUACAAAUAUUCUUUUUAACGGUACACAUCUAUUGAACUUAUGAUGAAUAGAUGAUUUAGUAACAUAGACCAGAAGCCUCAGUGGACAUUCAAAGUCAUCAACAGCAAUUUAUGUUCUAGCGUAUUUCCAUUUGUCUAUUAUAGUCUCCUUGGCGAUGAUAACAUUGCUUCUUGAAACAUGAUUCAUGUUAACGAUUAAUAGAGGUA
This is a messenger RNA of Cryptomeria japonica (Japanese cedar), 1401 nucleotides long. RefSeq names its product oligoribonuclease. Gene Ontology annotation, molecular function: nucleic acid binding; 3'-5'-RNA exonuclease activity. The record is from RefSeq and is a predicted model, not a curated record. The transcript has 7 exons. Gene Ontology annotation, cellular component: mitochondrion. The coding region runs from base 317 to 967 and encodes 216 amino acids. Lineage: Eukaryota; Viridiplantae; Streptophyta; Pinopsida; Cupressales; Cupressaceae.